Phytophthora nicotianae INRA-310 is the source of this 388-nucleotide messenger RNA. RefSeq lists its product as hypothetical. NCBI's taxonomy places the organism in Eukaryota, Oomycota, Peronosporomycetes, Peronosporales, Peronosporaceae. The annotation marks the transcript as partial. The transcript has 2 exons. The record is from RefSeq and is a predicted model, not a curated record.
AUGGAGAAGUGGCGAGCAUGGGCCGAAGCAGCCGAACUGAGGGAGGUGGCUGGAGCGACUAACUACUGGGUGUUCGUUAUUAGCGCUAUCGCUGGCAUCGUGGCGUGGGUGGUAACCACUCCUUUGAGGAACGUCUCGUGGGCGUUCCUAGACAGCGUCGUUGACAACGGAAGAGCAGUCUACUUCUUCGCGUACACCUGUGGUGAUAGGUAUCUUGAAGCUGCGCGGAACGCGAACGCCUUGGCACUACCUCCGUUGGAGUAUGCGUGUGCUCUGAUCUCGUUGGCGUUCCUGAUUCCUAUCGCGGUGCUGCAAGAUUACGAGACGCAGUACAACUACUCUGGGUGUCUACUUGCAAGUACGUGUGGCGUCCCAGAAGUGGUUGCUG